AUGUCACUCAUACCUCAGCCUCCGUAUCCGUUGCACGAGUCGGUCAAGGAUAAACUGCAUCCAGAAUACGUCAAGUUUUAUAAUGAACAUCUUCUCAAUGCGCCGCAAGUCCAUUAUCAACCGGUUUCAGCGUCUCGGGUGGGAGGCAAGAUCAUUGCCGGUGGUGGUGAUCCAUUACCCGUUGGCAAAACUCACGACCUCUCGCUGAAGAGGCAAGAGACCGAAGGCCCCGAUGUGAGGAUUAGAUGCUUCAUUCCCGAAGGAGAACCCCCGCCGGAUGGCUGGCCUGUGAUGAUAUAUUACCACGGAGGCGGCUGGGUGUUAGGGACGAUCGACACUGAGAAUACCGUCGGGACGAACAUGUGCGCUCGAGCCAAAUAUGUUGUGAUCAUGACCGAUUACCGCCUGGCACCGGAAAAUCCAUGGCCAGCAGCAGUCCGUGAUUCCUGGGAAACGGUGCUCUGGGUCUUUGGCUCAGGGAAAUCGUUCCUAUCUCUUAAUCUCUCCAAGGUUGCCAUUGGCGGAUCCUCUGCCGGAGGAAACCUGGCAGCCAUCAUGACGCACAAGGCCCUUUCAUAUCCCAACAUCGCAUUUUCACUGCAACUGUUGGCGGUCCCCGUCACAGAUAAUACGGCGACAGUGGCUUCAAACCCCACGUAUAAGAGCAGUGAAUUCGUCCCGGCUCUUCCUGCGGAGAAAAUGCUUUGGUUUCGACGACAUUAUCUUCCACUCGAGAAAGACUGGUCCAAUCCAGAAGCAUCACCCAUUUUCUAUCCUCCGGAAAAUUUUCCCCAGCUUCCUCCGGCGGUUGUUUUGGUCGGAGAGCUUGAUGUGUUGAGGCACGAAGGAGAAGAGUAUGCGCGGAAGCUUAGACGUGCUGGUGUUCCGGCGGAGGUGCACGUAAUGGAGGGAAUGCCUCAUCCAUUUUUGGCCAUGGACGGAGUGCUCGAGGCAGGCCGGACCGCCAUUACGAUUCUGUGCCAGAGUCUGGAAAAAGCUGUGACUGGGGCCCAGUAG
This is a messenger RNA of Rhinocladiella mackenziei CBS 650.93, 1017 nucleotides long. RefSeq lists its product as uncharacterized. Lineage: Eukaryota; Fungi; Ascomycota; Eurotiomycetes; Chaetothyriales; Herpotrichiellaceae. The transcript has a single exon. Gene Ontology annotation, molecular function: hydrolase activity. The coding region runs from base 1 to 1017 and encodes 338 amino acids. The record is from RefSeq and is a predicted model, not a curated record.